AUGCAUCUGCAAACGCAGACGGCCGGCGGUACAAUCACGACCACGUUCACUACGACUACUACGACGGCGCAGAUGGCAAAGUCAAAGGCUUAUUCUUCUAUUCCCCUCCCGGCAUCCCCAACCCUCACAAACCCCGACAUGAUCCUUCCUUACGGCGAAUACGACUUUGGACAACCAGCUUCCUCAGGCGAAGACUGGGACGACGACUCCAGGCAAGCCAAUAUGCACACCUCAAUGGGGAAAAUAGCCUCAACAACACCCAUCAUAUACGGGAACGGGACCAUGCUAUCGGAUAUCGGGGAAGUGACAGAGGCGGAGAGCACACUAGGGAAGAAUACGAGUAGUAGGUUGCCAGGACCUGCAGAGCGCAGGCUUCUGAAGCAGCAGCAGCAAGCGUCGGGAAACAGUACACCGAUGAGAUCGAGUCCAACAAUCGGAUAUGCGGCCGUUAUGAAGCGAACACAGACGGGUACCCAUAAGAAGAGAGUUUCCGUCGAUUCCGCAAGUACCAUCACAUCAGAAGGCCGGACGGCGGAGCUGUUCCAGGACUUCGACGAUGAUAUAAGUGUAGAUGAUAGUGUUUUCCAAGGAGACGAUGAGGAGAGCGUCGCAGACUCGCACACCGAGCAAGUAAUCGCAUCUGAGACAAAGCGAUUAGCGACUAGGGAUUCCGAGUUUCACUCUGAAGAAGAUCGCAAUUCUAGCGCGGCACUGAGCAGAAGAGCGGAACAAAUCCUCUCAAAUGCCAAAAAAAGACUCAAUAACAUGGAAGGCAACUUAACUCGAGCGCGUAGCACUUUAUAUGUAACUCGAUCUGGAUCCGGGUCAUCGAUACAUAGCAGCAGCCCACUGUCCCGAUCGACACCUUCUCCUCAAAAUGACAAGUUGGCAACCCCCUCGAAACAAAGACCAUCGCCCACGUCUGCCCAAGCUGUGAGCCUAGGACAUGCCCGACGCGGCAGUGAAAACUCGACUCUUUCGUCCCAGCGAGUAGCGCUAUUUCGAAUACCAAUUCCUGUGCGCUCAGCAAGUGCAGCAGCGCAGCUUGCUGGCCGCAGCGACUUGAACAGGCGGUCGCCACAGCCGAGUUCGGGAACACAGACAAUUCGCGAGGAUACCGGAACCCCGUCUCAUUCUGGAUAUGCCUCUUCGUUGAGCAAAUCUUCCCCUACACAUGCGACUCUAGAGCCACUCAAUGAGCACGAAGAUCGUGUUGAUUUUGAUGCGGAUAGAGAAAGUAUUAGAUCCAGUGUCGAUACAUAUGUGGGGUCAAAUGGGGAACAUCGGGGUUUGACUCGAACAGCAUCUUCCGCGCAGAUGCGAGAACUUAAGGAUCAAAUGUCUGAUCUCAAAGGACGACUUUCGGCUCUAAGGGACCGAGCGCGGGAUGAUACGAUGAAACGCCGGAGUAUGCAAAGUUUGAGGAUCCCAAGUCCCUUCACAGCAGCUGAGCAGUGGUAUGCUUCCUCGAAAAAUUAUGGGGAUCCACUCGGUGCUGAUGCUGGAGUCGCCUCGCCUCCUUGGAAAGGAUCAGAGACUGGGGACGCGGAAGCGAAGCAUGACUUUGUUAUUGACGGCACCCCGAGGGACAUGCCGGACGAUAGCACCGCCUCUGAUAUUACCAGUAUAUAUGAGGACGUCAACGAGCAUCAGAGUACGUAUGAACCGGAACAGAACCGUGAUCUGGGAAGCCCCGAAACAAUGGUUGGGUCCUACGCCAAUGGCGACGAGGACCUGGAUCGGGGGAUCGGUGAUGACGGCAACGGAGAGAUGCUCGACCAUGAGGAGGAGGAUGAGUAUGAAAGCGAUGCCUCGCUUUACCAGGAUUCUCAGUCGACUCCGUUAUCUCACGAAGAUCGUGAAGAUGCAUUCGAUUACGAGCACUUCUUUCUGCACAGUGCUUUGGGGACGAUCAGUCAGCAAAGAAUGGAACGAAGAGGAAGUUUCAAUUCAGAAGAUUCGGUUGAAACUGUGCAAGCUGUGCCCAUUUCAGCCAGUCCCGCGAGGAAAACUUUGGGAACACACUUCAGAACCGAAAGUAGCGACUCGGUGUCUACAAGCGCCAGCUUUAUAACAGCAACAGAGGGCAACAAAUCAGAAAAUGGGGACUACUACGAAGACCAGGAAGAGAAAGUGGAGCCAAACAGAUUCGCAGUUCAGCGAGUGACUGCCCUCCCAGCUCACUCAAUCACAUCUACAUCUUUAGCAACAGAGCGAUUGACUUAUGGCUCAGACACGAUGACUCGAUCAGACGAUCCCAAUUCUUUUAUCAUUGACCCUACUACAAGAUCGAGCUCAGCGGGCCACGAUCGGAGCCAGAGAAAUGCAAGCAAACCCCACCAUCCCUCUGCAGGGUCCUUCGAAUCCUUCGUUUCCAACGGCACGUCGCGUAGUUUUCCUCUGGUCAACAAAUCGAAGUCUCAGCAAAUCAGCGUAUCUAGCGCACCUACCCUUGGGUCUCUAAUGCAGGCCUCGCCCUCGAUCCUGAGCGAUUCCAUGACAUCGACGGAUACUACCAACGGGGAGAGGCGACAGCCAUCUCCUGUCCACAUGCUCGCUAGAGACGACCAGGCCCUCGUUGAAAGACUUGUGGCCAGCCUGGGGAGAUGCGUUCUCGAACUCCACGAAGCAGGACGUGCGAGCUACGAAGGCAGGGUGUGGAGACGACGUCUGGAUGCCGCCAUACGAGUUCUGGAAGGCGACGGCUCCGCCACCUAA
Molecule: messenger RNA, 2718 nt
Organism: Drepanopeziza brunnea f. sp. 'multigermtubi' MB_m1
Lineage: Eukaryota; Fungi; Ascomycota; Leotiomycetes; Helotiales; Drepanopezizaceae
Source: RefSeq, a predicted model, not a curated record